CAUACAGUCAGUCCAUAUUAAAUUAGAUUCGUGUACUGCUCUACUGCUAUGUAUAAUUAUUGAACGAGUACAUUUUGUAUUGAAUUGUCGACGAAAUUAAUCGUGUGUCAUAAAGUACCUACGUGUAAAAAGUUGAUAAUUUUUUAUUUUUCUUGAUCUCGGUUCGUUCCAUCGUAUAAUCAACAUGCGGUGGCAAUUUUCACUUUGUUUGUUCAUCUUGUGUUUAGCAUUUAUUCAAGCUAAACCGACUUCAGAUUCUUACGAAGAUCAUCGAUGGGAACAAUACAAAACCGAAUUCCAUAAAAAUUAUAAAACUGUGGCAGAGGAAACCCAUCGUAGGAGAAUUUUUGAGCGUAACGUUCAACGAAUUGAUCAACACGAUAAACGAUCCUACAUUAAGAAAAUCGAUCAUUUUACAGAUAUGGAUGAUAAUGAAAUGCCAAACAGUUUAUACUCGCCGAUGAAUGAUGAGAUUGAUGAGCCUAUGUAUUUAGAAUUGGAAAAAGACUUCGAUUGGAGACAAAAAGACGCAGUAACCGAAGUGAAAGAUCAGGGAGAUUGCGAAAAUGGAGAUUGGGCUUUCACCGUUACUGGUGCUUUGGAAUCAAAAUUAUUUUUAAAAGAAAAGAAGAAACUAAUUGAGCUUAGCGAACAAGACCUCCUUGAUUGUACUAUACCAAGAGGAAAUUUGGGUUGCCAAAGCGGCGAUGUAAAAAAAGCGCUCGAUUAUAUUAAUGAAAACGGAAUUUCGGCUGAGAAAUCAUAUCCAUACAAAGGAGCGGUUAACGACAAAUGUCACAACAACCCCAGAGAAGUUGCAAAGGGCUUAAACAUGAAAUGUGAUAUAAUCUCUUUCGAUCAGGAGUCGACUAUGAAACAAACCCUCGUCGUGAAAGGCCCUUUAAUGGCAAUAGUCGAUGGAUCUCUAAACUCAUUUUUAAAAUACUCGAAAACAGAUGGAGUUUAUCAGGAUGAAAAAUGCGGUAAAUAUGGAAAACACAAUGUUCUGAUCGUUGGUUAUGGCGAGACAGAGCCAGAAGGGAAGUACUGGAUAGUGAAAAACUCUUGGGGCAAAGCCUGGGGUGAUAAUGGGUAUAUGAAAAUAGCUCGCGAGAAAGGUAAUACUUGUGGUAUAGCUUCUAAUGUAACUUAUAUUGAAUUAUAAAAGCAAUAGAUCAUUUUUUUUUUGUAAUUUUAAUCGAACAAAUGACACUUUACGGUCGAGUAAUUCGCUAAUAUAACAGUAUUUUGUCGAUAAAAAACUAUAUGUGUAGGUAAUAGGUAUCUGUGUACUCAUUUUACAAAAUAAAGUUUCAGUACAUUUAUGA
Messenger RNA from Planococcus citri (citrus mealybug), 1328 nucleotides. Its product is annotated as procathepsin L-like. Gene Ontology annotation, cellular component: lysosome. The transcript has 6 exons. Gene Ontology annotation, molecular function: cysteine-type endopeptidase activity. The record is from RefSeq and is a predicted model, not a curated record. Bases 185 to 1165 code for a protein of 326 amino acids. NCBI's taxonomy places the organism in Eukaryota, Metazoa, Arthropoda, Insecta, Hemiptera, Pseudococcidae.